Molecule: messenger RNA, 1470 nt
Organism: Penicillium cinerascens
Lineage: Eukaryota; Fungi; Ascomycota; Eurotiomycetes; Eurotiales; Aspergillaceae
Product: putative mitochondrial carrier protein
Exons: 2
Coding region: 1-1470 (489 amino acids)
Source: RefSeq, a predicted model, not a curated record
AUGGCAGAAUACAAGCUCGCAUACGAGUCACAGCUUGACGCCUUCCACCCCUCCUACCGCUGGGAAGCCCGCGACCCAAACGAAGACUGGAAGUCCGCUGCACUCCGCGGACCAGCCUUACCAGUCCUAGGAAACGCAGUCGCGGGAGCCGUGGGCUCAGCAAUAUCCAACGUCGUCGUCUACCCUCUCAACGUGAUAGUCGCACGCCUCCAAACCCAGGCCAACAAAGAAAAGUCAAAAGAAGAGUCAGACGAAGAUGAAGAAUACGAUGGCAUCCUCGAUGCAGCACACAAGAUUUACCUCAAGCAAGGCAUCGCCGGCUUUUACCCGGGACUCGCCCAAGACACCUGCAAAUCUGUCGCGGACUCGUUCCUCUUCUUUCUUGCGUACACGAUCGUCCGGCAGCGAAGGAUAGUCGCUCGCGUCGGUGCUGCCAAAGCAGCGAAGAACAAGAACAUCGUACUUCCAAUUCUUGAUGAGCUGGCUGUCGGCGUCGUGGCUGGAGCGUUUUCCAAGCUGUUUACUACGCCACUGUCCAACAUCGUUACUCGCAAGCAGACGGCAGCGCGCAAAGGUGGGAAAGGGGCUAAAGAUGCAACAACUGCGGACAUUGCUGCCCAGAUCCGCAAGGACAAGGGACUCGGUGGAUUCUGGUCUGGGUAUUCGGCCUCCUUGAUUCUGACGCUGAACCCGUCCCUCACGUUCUUCUUGAAUGAGGUCCUGAAAUACUCCCUUCUCCCGCGUUCCAAGCGCGAGAAACCCUCGCCUGCGGUGACUUUCUUCCUGGCGGCGUUGAGCAAGUCUGCUGCUUCGUCGAUCACCUAUCCUUUCUCUCUGGCCAAGACCAGGGCACAGGCUAUGGGAAAUGGCCCAAAGUCUGGACCGGGCUCGGAGUCCAAGAAUGUUCUAGCCGCGCUCACUCCGAGGAUCUUUGCUGCCGUCAGCGAGAUCUAUCGUGCCGAGGGAGUCCCCGGUCUGUACUCGGGCCUGCGAGGCGAAGUCCUAAAGGGCUUCUUCUCUCACGGGUUCACCAUGCUGGCCAAGGACGCCGUGUAUGCGUCUAUUGUCAAGACCUACUAUAUUCUCCUCGUCGUGCUUCGCCGCUAUCCGUCUCCCGAUGAGCUGCUCCAAAGUGCUCGCGAGCAGGCCGAGGAAUACAGCGAGGUUGCACGCGAAGGUGCCCGCGAAAUGGUCGAACGAGCACGCGAAGGUGCCGAAGACGUGUUGAACAAUCACUCCGGCGGCGUGUCCGCUGACAUGACCUCCAAUGCUGCUGCGGCCGCUACCCCAGCUCCGGAUGCAGGGCACGGAGUGGAUGCCUCUUCUGGCCUGAAGGUACCACCCAUGUCGGAUGAGGUCAAUGAGACGGCCGAGAUGGUGGGUGACUAUGUCGAAGAAGAGAUUGCUGAGUGGAAGAGGUUCUAUCAUUGGUUUUGGGAUAAGGAGAGGGGGUAUCAUAAGGGCGAAUAG